Messenger RNA from Anarrhichthys ocellatus (wolf-eel), 2331 nucleotides. It is a transcript of the gene cnot11, whose product is annotated as CCR4-NOT transcription complex, subunit 11. The transcript is spliced from 7 exons. Gene Ontology annotation, cellular component: CCR4-NOT complex. The coding region runs from base 642 to 1979 and encodes 445 amino acids. The record is from RefSeq and is a predicted model, not a curated record. NCBI's taxonomy places the organism in Eukaryota, Metazoa, Chordata, Actinopteri, Perciformes, Anarhichadidae.
CCAGCGCAAGCCCCGGAAGUACAUCGCAAGGGCUUGUGGGUAAAGAGGGUUGUUAGCAAUUCAAGUUAGUGUUCAUUUCUGGUCAGUUUUGUCUUUAAAAGCGUUAGCUAUGGGGUAACUGGUUCAUACACAUUACAAUAAAACAGGAUUUAAAGUCACGUAUUAUCGUAAAGUGUUAGCGCGAGGGUUUUCUUUUGGGGACCACAGUCCCGAUUUGUGCGGGAAGUGAAACCCUGGACCAUGAAACUACGCCACCCACAAUGCAACGCUCCGGAGGGGGUCAAAUCUGAAUUUAAACGGUUAAAGCAGCAGAGCUGUGUUUAACAGUUCUCUUAACGCUUCAACCAGACCAUAAUAACUCAGCUCGGUGGAUGUUUCGUGGUGUUGUGUAGACUUAUGUAGCUACCGACCCCAUCAGCGUGGGUUUCCUCGGACAGACUCUUCUGUUUGUGCCAUGACUUUUACCGGAUUUUGCCAGUUAGCGCUGCUAGGCUAAGCUAACUCGUUGCUAACGUGUGAUGACUUUCAGUGCGUUCUGUGACGUUUCGCAGGUGAUGACAGAUCGACGUUAUUAACGGUAACUACAGUUUUAUUAUAACGCCAUUCUCCGAAGAGUCACGUCACCGAGGAGCGAGGAGACCAUGGCCCUCGCCCCGAAGGAGCUGUCCAACCUGCUGAGCAUCAUAUCGGAGGAGGCAUGCACCAACACCUUCGAGAGCCUCUCCACCCACUUCCACCACUACUUCGGGAAAGCGGAGCACUUCCGGGUGGGUUCGGUGCUGGUCAUGCUCCUCCAGCAGCCGGACCUGCUACCCAGCUCUCCGCAGCGGCUCACUGCGCUCUACCUGCUGUGGGAGAUGUACCGCACGGAGCCGCUGGCCGCUAACCCGUUCGCCGCAGUGUUUGCACACCUUCUGAAUCCAUCACCUGCCGGGGAGGAGCCGGAGAAGGUGCUCUCAGGCUUCCUGCCUCCCAUCACCCAGCCAGAGAAGUUCUUCCUGUCUCAGCUGAUGUUGGCGCCGCCCAGGGAUCUCUUCAAAAAGACGCCCAGGCAGGUGUCCUGCAUGGACGUCGGCAACAUGCCCCAGUCCAUAGACAUCAGUGGACUGCAGCUAGCGUUAGCAGAGCGUCAGUCAGAGCUGCCCACUCAGAGCAAAGCCAGCUUCCCCAGCAUCCUGAACGACCCCGAUCCAGAUUCAUCCAACUCAGGAUUCGACAGCUCCGUGGCCAAUCAGAUCAUCGAGUCUCUGGUCACAGGGCCCCGACCUCCUCUGGAGAGUCACUUUCGCCCCGAGUUCAUCCGGCCACCGCCUCCUCUGCACGUGUGCGAGGACGAGCUGGCGUGGCUGAACCCCACCGAGCCGGACCACAGCGUCCGAUGGGAUCGCUCCAUGUGCGUGAAGAACAGCACCGGCGUGGAGAUCAAACGCGUCAUGUCCAAGGCCUUCAAGAGCCCGCUGUCCGCCCAGCAGCAGUCACAGCUGCUGGCCGAGUUGGAGAAGGACCCAAAGUUGGUUUAUCACAUCGGUCUGUCCCCGGCAAAGCUCCCUGACCUGGUGGAGAACAACCCACUGGUGGCCAUCGAGAUGCUGCUGAAGCUGAUGCAGAGCAGCCAGAUCACGGAGUAUUUCUCCGUGCUGGUGAACAUGGACAUGUCGCUGCACUCCAUGGAGGUCGUCAACAGGUUGACCACAGCUGUGGAUUUACCUCCAGAGUUCAUCCACCUCUACAUCUCCAACUGCAUCUCCACCUGUGAGCAAAUCAAAGACAAGUACAUGCAGAACCGCCUGGUCCGUCUGGUCUGCGUCUUUCUCCAGUCGCUGAUCCGAAACAAGAUCAUCAACGUCCAGGACCUCUUCAUCGAGGUUCAGGCCUUCUGCAUCGAGUUCAGCCGCAUCCGAGAAGCCGCCGGCCUGUUCCGCCUCCUCAAGACCCUGGACACCGGAGACAACCCCGGCGAGGCCAAACCGGCCAAAUAACGACGCUCACAGAGACACUGCACGGACGGUGGAAGUGGCCCGAAUUACUAAAAUAAUGCCACGUUUAUCAAAACUAUCAGAGGGACGCGGUUUGUUUCAACAUUCUUCAUGUCUUUGUACGUCACAGGAGCCGGAACUAAAGCGAGUUAAUAUUGUAAAUAUGUAGUGACGUUUUCUUCAGACCUUAAAAUCCAGUUCUGCCUCUGAACUCUGUCACCAUUUCCCCCUUUUCUCUUUUCCAGAAGUUUAAAAAAAAAAGGAUCAACUCCGUUCACCUUUUCAUUUUUUUAACCAGGGCUCUCUUUCCUUUGGAAAUCUUGCGAUUUUUCUCAAAUUAAACAGAGUAAUUCAA